AUGGCCAUCAUCCGAGUUGCAGCAUGCCAUGUUUCUCCCAUCUUCCUCUCCGCGAAGGCUACGACCUCAAAGGCAAUCAACUUGAUCAAGCAGGCUGCGCAGAAUAAAGCAAAUCUAGUUGUGUUCCCAGAAACAUACAUCUCAGCGUUUCCAAUAUGGAGUUCAGUACGGCCUCCAACCGAGAACCACGAUCUUUUCAAGCAAAUGGCGCAUGAGUCGAUCUUUGCCGAUGGCGAUGAGAUCAAUGCCAUUCGGGACACCGCAAAACAGGCAAACAUCAUGGUCAGUAUGGGAUUUUCUGAAAAGGCUCGCUUCAGCAGCGCGACUUUAUACAACUCAGACCUCUUUAUCGGAAGUACUGGAGAGGUUAUGAUUCAUCAUCGAAAAUUAAUGCCUACAUUCUUUGAGAAGCUUACCUGGGCGCCUGGAGAUGGACACGGACUACGCGUUGCAGACACGCCGUAUGGAAAGAUUGGGAACUUGAUUUGUGGGGAGAAUACCAACCCUUUGGCUCGGUAUAGCCUCAUGGCUCAAGGAGAGAAUAUUCAUAUUUCAACUUGGCCACCAAUCUGGCCAACCCGAGUUGCUCCCCUAGGUGAAGCUUCAGGAUCUUCUGAGAGGCCUUCAGACAAGCCUAACUACGAUAACGUCACCGCAAACAGAACCAGAGCGGCUGCUCAUUGCUUCGAAGCCAAGUGUUUCGGCGUUCUGUGUUCAGGCGUCCUGGGAGACGAUGCCAUUCAAGCAGUUUCUGGAGGUUCAGCGUACUUGACUCAGGUGCUACAGCAGUCUCAACGUGGUGCGACACAGUUUCUGGACCCAACUGGCGCUCCUAUGAAGGGGUUCACUGUCGACGGUCAGACCGGGGAGGCUGUAGCAACCGACUUUCUGCAGCAUGACGAAGGAAUUCUGUACGCUGAUCUUGAUAUCGAGGAUUGCAUUGAGGGAAAGCAGUAUCAUGAUGUUGUUGGGGGAUAUCAGUGA
This is a messenger RNA of Fusarium subglutinans, 984 nucleotides long. Its product is annotated as aliphatic nitrilase. The record is from RefSeq and is a predicted model, not a curated record. The transcript has a single exon. NCBI's taxonomy places the organism in Eukaryota, Fungi, Ascomycota, Sordariomycetes, Hypocreales, Nectriaceae. Bases 1 to 984 code for a protein of 327 amino acids. Gene Ontology annotation, molecular function: catalytic activity.